AAUAUGGACAGGCACAGACAAAAGGACCCCCCUCUAAACAUCUCCCUUAGAACCAGUGAAGGGACACAAAGACAUACAACAUUACAACAACACAAUAACACAAGAUAGAGAGAGAGGGAUGCACAUCACACACACAAAUCCACAAGUAGACAUCCUUCCAUGUCUUCCUCACUCACCCAUAACCAUAAGCAAAUGAAUAUACAUAUAUAUAUAUAUACUAGGACUAGUUGAGCUGCAGCUUCAGACAUUCAGAGUGAAGAGCAGCACAGCAGCUAGGUGAGGAGAGGGGCACCACUACACCACCACCACUACACAGCAAGUAGUACUAUACACUUGGAUUUGGGAGGAGCAAAGGGGAAGUAUCCCUUUUGCCUCUCUACCUUCUCUUUCUUCUCUCUUCUCUCUUGUUGCGAGCAAGAGAACAACAAAGGGGGUUCAGUUCAGUCCAGUCCUUGGAACAAUGAUGGCCUGUGGGUCUCCCAGCACUGAGGUGGUCGAUGAGUUCGAGAAGCUUGUCAUUAGAAUGAACCCUCCAAGGGUCACUGUGGAUAAUACCUCGGACAUGACUGCCACCUUGGUGAAGGUGGACAGUGCAAACAAGUAUGGGACCUUGCUGGAGGUGGUUCAGGUGCUGACUGAACUGAAGCUGACCAUAAAAAGGGCCUACAUUUCCUCUGAUGGAGAGUGGUUCAUGGAUGUGUUCCAUGUCGUGGAUCAGGAUGGGAAUAAACUUUAUGAUGGCCAAGUCAUUGACAGAAUUGAGCUGUCGCUGGGAGCUGGGUCGCUGAGUUUCCGGGCGCCGCCGGAGAGGUCGGUGGAGGUGGAGGCGGAGGCGGCGGCGGCGCAGACGGCCAUUGAGCUGAUCGGUAAGGACCGGCCGGGGCUCCUGUCGGAGGUGUUCGCCGUGCUCACCGACCUCAAGUGCAACAUCGUGUCGUCGGAGGUGUGGACGCACGACGCGCGCAUGGCGGCGCUGGUGCACGUCACGGACGCCGACACGCUCGGCGCCAUCGACGACCAGGACCGCCUCGACACGGUCAAGCGCCUGCUCCGCCACCUCCUCCGCGGCGGCGGCGCCGGCGCGCGCGACCGGAAGGCCACCGCCCGCGCCGCCAUCCCCGCGCCGCGCCGCGACGGCGCGGCGGCGCACGCCCCGCGCCGCCUCCACCAGAUGAUGCACGACGACCGCGCCGCCGCCGCCCCCCAGCCCUCCUCCUCCUCCGGCGACGGCGGCGGCCGCGGCCGCCCCGUCGUGGAGGUCGUCGACUGCGCCGAGCGCGGGUACACCCUCGUGAACGUGCGGUGCCGCGACCGCCCGAAGCUGCUGUUCGACACCGUGUGCACGCUCACCGACAUGCAGUACGUCGUCUUCCACGGCACCGUCAUCGCCGAGGGCUCCGAGGCGUACCAGGAGUACUACAUCCGCCACCUCGACGACAGCCCCGUCACCUCCGGCGACGAACGCGACCGCCUCGGCCGCUGCCUCGAGGCGGCCAUCCAACGCCGCAACACCGAGCAGGGGCUGAGGCUGGAGCUGUACUGCGAGGACAGGGUCGGGCUGCUGUCCGACGUGACGCGGAUAUUCCGGGAGCACGGGCUGUCGGUGACGCACGCCGAGGUGGCGACGCGGGGCGCGCGCGCGGCGAACGUGUUCUACGUGGUGGCGGCGUCGGGGGAGCCCGUGGAGGCGCACGCCGUGGAGGCGGUGCGCGCGGAGAUCGGCGAGCAGGUGCUGUUCGUCAGGGAGGACGCCGGCGGCGGCGAGCCCAGGUCGCCGCCCGGUCGCGAUCGCCGAUCCCUCGGCAACAUGAUCAGGUCACGGUCGGAGAAGUUCCUCUACAACCUCGGCCUCAUCAGAUCGUGCUCCUAGUCUAGAUGAGAAUAAUGAGUAUCAUUGAGCGUCAUUAACAACUAGCUAGUUUGAUCAUGGCAGUGUACUGUAGCUUCUAGCUAAGCUAAGCUUAAUUAGCGUCGUGUUCGUUGAUCCAUGUCAAAAUCUUGGAUUAAAAUGGGACCUGCUUGAUCAGCAUCACCAGUGUAAAUAUUUUCUCCAUUA
Oryza sativa Japonica Group (Japanese rice) is the source of this 2056-nucleotide messenger RNA. RefSeq names its product ACT domain-containing protein ACR6. The record is from RefSeq and is a predicted model, not a curated record. NCBI's taxonomy places the organism in Eukaryota, Viridiplantae, Streptophyta, Magnoliopsida, Poales, Poaceae.